AUGCCUCCUGUCCAGCACGCGACUUGGUUUUCCAGCAUUCUUGGUCGAUCCAUUCUUGAUAACGACAAUAACCAACAUGCCUCUCGCAAUUUGGAGACAGACCUGACCUCCACAGGUGGUGGUCUUCAUACCGUUAUCGCUCGAGCCGAGAAUACCUACACCCCCGGUUCCGGGUCAGUGAACCCCAAUGACAUUAACAUGCGAGGCCUGUAUGCCUUGUUUGCAAUUAUUGGCGCGCUUUUCGUUUUGGCAACCAUCUGGUUCUUCUUCUGGGCAAAAAAUGGCGGGUUUGUUUGGCGAAAGGGUGACUGGGAAGAUUACAAAUCGACCGUUCUACGACGCAAAGGACCUGAUGGCCGCACGCUUUCCAACGCCACAAAGAGCACGAAGCUGGGCGGAGGCAGUAUUGUCAGUAAAGGCUAUACUGAUGACGGGUACACUGAAACCGGAACCAUGAUUUCUGAGAAGGAACCCAGGAAGAAACGCAACCUCCGUGAAAAAUUCCUCCGCCGGCACAAGGACGAGAACUGGGAAGGCGAGGCAGAUGACGAUGUCCGCGCUUAUCGCAGAGAGAAACCGGCCCAAAUUGGUGGUAUUAACCGUGAAGCAGACGGCACAUACUACGGUAGUGACUACGAUACUUCGAACCCACCCAGCUACUAUCAACAAAGCGAAAUGACCGAGGUCCGUGACUAUGCCUAUGAGCCUGCUAGACAAAGCCGGAAUUUUUCCUUUGUCCCCGGAAGCGAAGAUACUAUCAGCCAAACAACAGCAGAACAUGCGCUGCGCGAGCCUUCUGCUUCUACUCGUCGCCAAAAUCGCCGCCGGGAACGACAUCGCAAUCCUCCCGCGUCCUCUCGCCAAAGCAGCCCUCGUAAACGUGAAUCUCGUUCUGGAGGCCACUACACUGAGCCACUCGACUUUUCCUCCGCCGCCCCUUCAAGAUCGGAGUACCAGUACUCUAAUGUUGGAACCGAGGAAGAAGACCUGGGCACGAUGAGCUAUCACCAUCCGAUCCCCGGCCUAAGUAAGGGCUACAGACGUGAUGGUGGACAUAGCCGACGCAGAGACAGUCUGAGCGACAGUGAUGGCGAAACCCGAUAUUCAUAAACGAUAAAUUAACAACAACAUCAUUUUCUCCUUUUUUUUUUUUUUUUUUUCUUUUCUUUGAUCUGGCUUGGUCGAAACACUGCGAUGGAAUUGUAAAUAACAUGGGAACCUGGGUAAUGGAUUAACGAGCGAAUGAAACAAUGACUAAGUCUUUACAUACACGAGAAUUGGGAUGGUAUGGGGUGUCUACGACAAGGAUAAUGGGAACCGACGAAUUGAUUGAUUGAUUGAUUGAUUGUUAUUGUGUAAUUUCGAAUUGAAUGUUUCUGUUUCUUUGAUGCCAGGGUUCUUAUUUCUGUAUUUCCCAUACAAAUAAACGUUGAUACCUACCUAGGUACAUACACCUCACAAUCUAGCCUGAUCUGGU
Molecule: messenger RNA, 1477 nt
Organism: Aspergillus ochraceoroseus IBT 24754
Lineage: Eukaryota; Fungi; Ascomycota; Eurotiomycetes; Eurotiales; Aspergillaceae
Exons: 1
Coding region: 1-1110 (369 amino acids)
Source: RefSeq, a predicted model, not a curated record